AUGAGCAUCAGGUCCCAGCCUUUACAGCCGCUUAACAGCGGCCACCUUAACAAGGCUAAUUUGACUCCAGUCAAGGCCUCCAGAAGAAAGGAGUACGACCUAUACCACAACCAGCACUACCAGCCCCAGCAUCAAGCUCAGGCCCAAGUUCAUCAUCAGAUUCCUGUGACCGAGCCCCAGCAAGAAAAGCCCAAGAAGAAGAAGGAAAAGCUCCUGGCUCUUUGUAAAACUCCUCCAUCGAUUGUCAGAACUAGAAGCGGCAUUGACUACCGUAGAGGCAACUUCUUGGGAGAAGGCGGCUUCGCCCGUUGUUUCCAAAUGAGAGAUGCCUCGGGUAGAAUCUACGCUGCCAAAACCGUCGCCAAGGCGCUGAUCAAGAACGAGAAAACAAAGACUAAGCUUUUGCUGGAAAUCAAGAUCCACAAAUCGCUCAAGCACUCUAAUAUCGUCAACUUUGUCGACUGCUUUGAGGAUGACGUCAAUGUCUACAUUCUUUUAGAGAUUUGUCCCAAUCAAUCGCUCAUGGAGCUCUUGAAGACCAGAAAGAGAGUAUCUGAGCCCGAGGUUCGUUACUUCAUGGUUCAGAUCGUCGGAGCAAUCAAGUACUUGCACUCUCGCAGAGUGAUCCACAGAGACUUGAAGCUUGGAAACAUCUUUUUUGACCCAGACAUGAACUUGAAGAUUGGCGACUUUGGUUUGGCCUCUGUGUUACCUUCUCUUGAAUCGAGAAAAUACACCAUUUGCGGAACUCCAAACUACAUUGCGCCAGAAGUUCUCGGUGGUAAGACCACUGGUCACUCCUUUGAAGUCGACAUCUGGGCCAUUGGUAUCAUGAUGUACGCCUUGCUUGUAGGCAAGCCACCAUUCCAAGCCAAAGACGUCAAUGUCAUCUACGAGCGUAUCAAGAAAACCGACUAUUCGUUUCCUCCCGACAAGAAGAUCUCCGACGAGGCCAAACAGUUAAUCCAGGACUUGUUGAGCUUGAACCCCUUGAAUAGACCGUCCAUCCACGAAAUCUUGGACUACCCAUGGUUCAAGGGCCCCUUCCCCAACAAAACCACAGAGGACGCCUUGACGGCCACUCCUUACGGUGUUGGAGAGGUUUCCCGUGCUCAAAGUGCCCUCAAUUUUGCCAACGCUAAGACUAGAGCAGGUAUCUACACCCCAAAGAGCAAGAACCCCGUGGAGAUCUUGAAGCUGGACUUGCAGUCAGACCAACCACGCACGGUAUUGCCACAAUCCUUGUCUCCAGGUGACACUCGUCUUAAAUACCAAGAGGUUGCUGUGCCAACCACUCUAAUGAGCGCCCAGAGAAGUACCAUGAGAAAGCUCAAUUUCCACUCGAAGUUCAACAAGACCAUUGUCAAAUUGGAUCUUUGCCUUCAGGAAACUGCCGACACAAUCCGCCGUCUACUGGACCUCACCAGAGAGAGGUCAAAGUUGGAGUUGGACGUCAGAGAGCUUCCCACUUGCGAGAACCCCACGCUUAUUUCCAAGUGGGUCGACUACUCCAACAAAUACGGUUUCUCGUAUCAGUUGAAUAAUGACGACAUUGGUGUUUUGUUCAACGAUGAAAACACCAUCCUCAAACUUCACGACAGCGAUUCGUUCUUUGAAUUGAUCUACCACGAGAAAGAAGGCUGGGCAUGCAUCGAAAGCUCGGUAACGAACCCUCCAGCACAGGCCAAGAGACAGCUUGAAAUCGUCGACUUCUUCGCCAAGUACAUGAACACAAACUUGUCGAAGGUCAGUGAAAACGAGCUGCGCAAACAAGUUGUAUUCUUGAGGCGAUACACUAGAAACAGCGACUACAUCAUGUUCGAGAUGACCAACGGUAACUUCCAAUUCAACUUCAAAGACCACCACAAGAUUUGCAUUUCUAAAGGCGGACUCGCCAUCUCCCACGUCUCGCCGAAUAGAGUGAUCCAAACGCACCCACUAGUACUAGUGUUGAAGCAAGGUAACUUCCCUCAGACGGAGGUGCCCAACUGUUUGGAGAAGAUAGCCAUGAUUGAAAAAGCCAUGAGGGAUAAGAUUCCCACUAAUGUAUAA
Messenger RNA from Candidozyma pseudohaemuli, 2052 nucleotides. RefSeq names its product polo kinase (gene CDC5). The record is from RefSeq and is a predicted model, not a curated record. Bases 1 to 2052 code for a protein of 683 amino acids. Gene Ontology annotation, cellular component: nucleus; centrosome; spindle pole. NCBI's taxonomy places the organism in Eukaryota, Fungi, Ascomycota, Pichiomycetes, Serinales, Metschnikowiaceae. The transcript has a single exon. Gene Ontology annotation, molecular function: protein binding; protein kinase activity; ATP binding. Gene Ontology annotation, biological process: regulation of protein localization to mitotic spindle pole body; regulation of cytokinesis; mitotic cell cycle.